CCGUGCAUCUACCUUUCUUUGACUAACUAAUCAAACCUACCCCAACCAUUUUGUUUAAUUAUUCACCAAUAACUAACAUAGUGAUUGACGCCAAAUUUCCCUGCCCGUCAUCUCUUCAAGCCCUUCACAGCUUGAAGAGCUUCAGAUCUUACUAUUCUUUGUUGAUUUUGCUCAUAAAGUUAUAAGAGGACACCUACUCCUCGCGUCUCUCUUCAUUCUCAUCUCUUACUCUAACUAAAUGGGUGGCAGCAAGGUUUACUCUCUCGCCGAGAUCUCAGAACACAACAAUAACAAGGACUGUUGGCUCCUCAUCGGCGGCAAGAUAUAUGAUGUGACAAAGUUCUUGGAAGACCAUCCUGGUGGUGAUGACGUUUUGUUGUCAGCAACUGGUAUGAUGUUGCAUAGCAAACGAGUUUGUGUUUUGAAGAUACCUGUCUGGGAAUUCAAACCGAACUUUCCUUAUUGGGAUGAAAGGUCAAACGAAAGUUCACCUGUCAAACCAGCAAUAUGUAUAAGAAAUGAUCCUAAACCUACGUGUAUAUUCAAUGUUUUUUGCAGGGAAGGAUGCGACUGAUGACUUUGAGGAUGUGGGUCACAGCACCAGUGCUCGAGAAAUGAUGAAGGAUAUGUAUGUUGGUGAAAUUGAUUCCACAACCAUUCCUGCCAAGACCAGCUACAAACCUCCAAAGCAGCCUCACUACAACCAGGACAAGACCCCCGAGUUCAUCAUCAAGCUCUUGCAGUUCUUAGUCCCUUUGGUUAUUCUUGGGGUUGCUGUUGGCAUCCGUUUCUACACCAAGCAAUCAUCUUCUUAAAACAUCUCUUCUUUGUCUUCUUCCUCCCAUACUUCCAAUAAUAAUUAUAAUGUAGUCCACAUUCCUUCUCCAUCGUCGACCCUGAAAGUGCUGCCUUUUUUGUGUACGUUACAUCUGCUCAAUUAUGGGGGCAGAAAGAAUGUUUUGUUUUAUUUGACACUCUUUGGUAAUGAUGAUACUUGAGAACCUUAAUACUCUGCACUACUUCUCAGUCUGGUUUUUUAUAGUCUCGUUUUAUAUAGGUCAAUUUGUGUCGA
Messenger RNA from Cuscuta europaea, 1072 nucleotides. NCBI's taxonomy places the organism in Eukaryota, Viridiplantae, Streptophyta, Magnoliopsida, Solanales, Convolvulaceae. The record is from the annotation of a GenBank genome assembly.